Anisakis simplex (herring worm) is the source of this 1470-nucleotide messenger RNA. Lineage: Eukaryota; Metazoa; Nematoda; Chromadorea; Rhabditida; Anisakidae. The record is from the annotation of a GenBank genome assembly.
AUGGCUGUAUCACUGAAGUUACUCAUAAAAUUCGUCAUAAUUUCUUAUUUGAAUGCACUUAUCAAUGGCGAGUGUAACUUACCCAGUGAUUUCUGGUGCGAUCAUGUAAAAAUUGAGAAAGAAUGUGGAACGGAACGAUACUGUGCAACAUAUCGCAAGAAUAUGCGCAAUCGACCGUUCGAUAUUAAGAUAUUUUUGGAUGGAAAUGCAAACGAUUCGCAAAAUUUUAUUACCGAAAAGCUCUACCCAAAUUUGGUUUCACAUCCCGAAAGAGCAACAAUUCGUCUGUUCCCAGUAACCUUAAACAAGCACUCUUACAAACCGAAAAAAUGCGUGUUUGACGAUCCAGAAUGCAAGUUGAACGAAUUACUCUCUUGUGCGAUUGAGUAUCUGAAUGGUGAGAAACUUCACCACUUUGUGUUUUGUGUUGAAUUGAGCAUCAAAUACAAUCGGACUGCCGAGGAGAGCGAAAUAUCAUGCGGCAAUGAGAUUAUAUCAGAUAAUGAACAACAGUUGAUUAGGUAUUGCAUGAAAUCAUCACGAGAAAACGGACAAGAAGCAAUAGUGGAAAAAAUGGCUCGAACAUUGAAACCUGCAACAUAUCUUUUCUUGCCAUGGAUAUCGAUCAACGACAAAAGUUUAGCUGGAAUGCAGGCGUAUCAGUCAAUGCUAAAAUCAAAACUGCUCACUUGGCAUAAAGUUUUGAAUAAGAAAACGAAUCGAUCAGUGACACGCACUGGUUCACGAUGCAUGCUGCCACCUGAUUUCUGGUGUGAAUCCACGCAGAUCGUCAACGAAUGCUUCGAUACGAGCAAAUGUGCCCUUUAUAAAAGAAAUUCCAAUGGACAACGGAUUCAGUUGACUUUAUUAUACGCAACGCAUUGUCCGUUUUCUCAAGCAACGAUUGUCGACAACUUCUAUGAGAAUGUUUGGUUGAACAAAAAAUUACGCAAAUUUUUCAAAAUCAAAUUCCUUCCUUACGGAAACGGUAAAGUGGACAAUGACGGCAAUGUGACGUGUCAACAUGGACUUGCUGAAUGUGUCGGCAAUACGAUACAUGACUGUGUUCAGGCUAAAACAGGCUAUGAAGAGACGAUCGAAUAUAUAGUGUGCCAUAUGCGUGAAGUACGUGAACGUGGAAACGAUCGAAGUGCAUUCGAGAAGUGUUCCAAUAAACUGGGAUGGUCAUCAGCAAAAAAGCAUUCUAUCAGGAAAUGCACGAAUUCUGAGGAGGGCCACAAACUACAGUUGCGAACCGCAUACGCAAGUGAAAAUCUAGAGCCUGAACUGAAGCAUUUUAUACCAUGGUUGGUCAUAAACGACUACAGUACACUUGAAAUGCAAGGCUAUAUCAAGGAUCUUGCAAAUUUCCUUUGUCGAUGGUAUUAUGGCGCAAACGAUGCACGAAAAGAGUGCAAUUUAUGUGAAUAUGCACCCAGUCGAUGUCACAACAACUUAAACACUUAUUAA